Molecule: messenger RNA, 1451 nt
Organism: Lactuca sativa (garden lettuce)
Lineage: Eukaryota; Viridiplantae; Streptophyta; Magnoliopsida; Asterales; Asteraceae
Product: putative galacturonosyltransferase-like 1
Cellular component (GO): Golgi apparatus
Molecular function (GO): glycosyltransferase activity
Source: RefSeq, a predicted model, not a curated record
AAAAUCCAAGACUCGGUUCAAACCGGCCGGCAGCUUACAGCUGCUGGUAGACGAAGACCGGUGAAAGAAAACAAUUGCUUCAACCCCAAUUUACGAUUCCUUUCUUGCUUUUAAAUACCAUAACACCUCCUCCGACAUUACAGAAACACCUCCGGCCAUGAUUAAAUUCAUUCCUCUCUCCCUCCUCCUCCUCCUCCUUCUCCUCCCUUCCUCCGCCGCACCCACCCUCUCCAUCUCACAACAAUUCAAAGAAGCCCCACAAUUCUACAAUUCGCCGGAAUGCCCUUCAACUGACCACACCGAAGAUGGUUCAACAGUACAUGUCGCCAUGACUCUUGACGCCGCCUACAUCCGUGGAUCAAUGGCCGCCAUACUCUCCGUCCUUCAGCACUCCUCCUGCCCGGAAAACAUAAUCUUCCACUUUGUCACCUCCGCUUCUUCCAACACGUUUCUCCUACACGACACCAUUGCUAACUCUUUUCCUUAUCUAAGAUUCAACGUCUACCCUUUUGAGGAUUCAGUGGUGGCCGGACUCAUCUCCACCUCCAUACGCGCCGCCCUUGACUGCCCACUCAACUACGCCCGGAGCUACCUCGCAGACAUACUCCCUACCCAUGUCCGUAAAGUGGUGUACCUGGACUCUGACCUUGUGCUCGUCGACGACAUAGCAAAGCUUGCUGCAACUCCACUCAGAGACUCCAUUCUUGCCGCGCCGGAAUACUGCAACGCUAACUUCACCUUCUACUUUACACCUACUUUCUGGUCAAACCCAUCGCUCUCUUCAACUUUUGAUGACCGGAAACCUUGCUACUUCAAUACCGGAGUGAUGGUUAUGGACUUAGACAGGUGGCGUGACGGCGGAUACACGACAAAGAUAGAAGAAUGGAUGGAGUUGCAGAAACGUAUGAGGAUUUAUGAACUAGGUUCUUUGCCUCCAUUCUUGCUUGUUUUCGCCGGAAAGAUAGCUCCGGUGGAUCAUCGGUGGAACCAGCAUGGUCUCGGCGGGGACAAUUUUCGUGGGCUUUGUAGAGAUUUACAUCCCGGACCGGUGAGUUUAUUGCAUUGGAGUGGUAAAAGUAAGCCAUGGGUGAGACUUGAUGCGGAGAGACCAUGUCCAUUGGAUGCUCUUUGGGCACCUUAUGAUCUUUUGAAGCCUCCAUUUUCGUUUGAUUCUUGAACAAUUGAAGCUGAAAUUUGUUUAUCAAUUAUCAUGUACAACAUGAUCAAGAAUGUACAUAAACAUAUAUACAAAUGGUUCUUCGAGUAAACGUAAUUAUUACGACUGGCUGGUGGCUAGUAAGAUGAACAUUUUUGUUCAAAUACUCGAAUAAUGAUUUGUAAAUUCGUGAUUUUGUAAUUUUGUAACUAGGAAAAGAAAGGGUUCCAUAAUGUUUGUUAAAUGUGUAAUAAGAACAUGGAUUUUUCGUUUCAAAAUUUAACUUUUGUAUCCA